Molecule: messenger RNA, 1190 nt
Organism: Lampris incognitus (smalleye Pacific opah)
Lineage: Eukaryota; Metazoa; Chordata; Actinopteri; Lampriformes; Lampridae
Product: gastrula zinc finger protein XlCGF8.2DB-like
Exons: 3
Coding region: 135-1190 (351 amino acids)
Biological process (GO): regulation of transcription by RNA polymerase II
Molecular function (GO): DNA-binding transcription factor activity; RNA polymerase II cis-regulatory region sequence-specific DNA binding
Source: RefSeq, a predicted model, not a curated record
ACAACUUUUUAAUAUCAGAACCAACAAGUGACCACCAAACCCUCUCUAAUUGCUGUCAUGUAACUAAGAGUGAAGCUGACCAUACUUGCAGUCACCAAAACUGUGAGGUGGUGGGUUCAACUCAGAGAGCAAGGAUGAAAUCUUACAAAAAGCCCUACAACAAGUGCAAAAUUUGUGGGAAAGUUCUUUAUAAUUUGGAAAUUUUUAAAAUUCACAUGACAUUUCACACAGGGGAAAAGCCUUUCAAAUGCACCACUUGUGGAAGAGAGUUUACCUGGAAGUAUGACAUGGAGAGGCAUAGAAGGACUCAUGCAGGGGAGAAACCAUUCGGAUGCACCAUGUGUGGGACAAUGUUUACCCACAAGUCACUUUUACAAAGGCAUGUAAGGACUCAUACAGGGGAGAAACCAUUCAGAUGCACCAUGUGUGGGACAAUGUUUACCCACAAGUCACUUUUACAAAGGCAUGUAAGGACUCAUACAGGGGAGAAACCAUUCAGAUGCGCCACACGUGGGGAAAUGUUUACCCACAAGUCAGAUUUACAAACACACAUAAGGACUCAUACAGGGGAGAAGCAAUUCACAUGCGCUGCUUGUGGGAAAAUGUUUACCCGGAAGUCAGAUUUACAAAGGCAUGUAAGGACUCAUACAGGGGAGAAGCCAUUCAGAUGUGUCACAUGUGGGAAAAUGUUUACCCGGAAGUCACAUUUACAAGGGCAUGUAAUGAUUCAUACAGGGGAGAAGCCAUUCAGUUGCACCACAUGUGGGAAAAUGUUUACCCGGAAGUCACAUUUACAAAGGCAUGUAAUGAUUCAUACAGGGGAGAAACCAUUCAGAUGUGUCACAUGUGGGAAAAUGUUUACCCACAAGUCAAAUGUACAAACACACAUGAGGACUCAUACAGGGGAGAAGCAAUUCAGAUGUGCCACAUGUGGCAAAAUGUUUACCCAGAAGUCAGAUUUACAAAGGCAUGCAAGGACUCAUACAGGGGAGAAGCCAUUCAGAUGCGCCACUUGUGGGAAAAUGUUUACCCAGAAGUCAGAUUUACAAAGGCAUGUAAGGACUCCAUGCCAGGAAAAUGGGUUGCGGGGACAAGAGCCCAUUAAAGGAUUAAGGAAAAUCCACAACAGUGUCAAGGGAAACCUGCAGGAGGGGAUGAGUGAGGGGGAUCACCACCGCCAGGAGAGAUGA